Molecule: messenger RNA, 1534 nt
Organism: Raphanus sativus (radish)
Lineage: Eukaryota; Viridiplantae; Streptophyta; Magnoliopsida; Brassicales; Brassicaceae
Exons: 1
Coding region: 54-1241 (395 amino acids)
Source: RefSeq, a predicted model, not a curated record
GGUUCUUUACUCGGGAAUGUACAGCAAGAUCAAAUUAUUUUCUAGAAAACAAAAUGGGAAAGGGACACCAAGGCAAAUGCUUUGGAUUCGUCCUCUUACUAUGCUUCUUCAGUUCAACAACUUUCGCACGAAGGAUUCUUAAGGAUCUUGACCAUGUAGUGAAGCCUGGAAAGGUUAGUUUGAUCGAGCAAGAUCAUGGCUUGUUCAAUGUAGAACCUGAGCACAAAGUCAAGCCUGGCCAUAAAAUAAUGCCUGAUUACAGAGAGAAGCUUAAUGAUGGUGACAAAGAGAAGAUUGAUGAUAUAGAGAAGCCUGAUCAUAAAGUAAAGCCUGGUUACAAAGAGAAGCUUAAUGAUGGUGACAAAGAGAAGAUUGAUGAUAUAGAGAACCCUGAUCAUAAAGUAAAGCCUGGUUACAAAGAGAAGCUUAAUGACGGUGACAAAGAGAAGAUUGAUGGCAUAGAGAAGCCUGAUCAUAAAGUAAAGCCUGGUUACAAAGAGAAGCUUAAUGAUAGUGACAAAGAGAAGAUUGAUGACAUAAAGAAGCCUGACCACACAGUUAAGCCUAUGGGAUAUGGCUAUGGCAUUGGUUAUGGCAGUGGAGGCAGUGGCUUCGGAGAAGGAAUAGGCUCUAGUGGAGGAAGUGGCUUCGGAGAAGGGAUAGGCUCUAGUGGAGGUAGUGGCUUUGGAGAAGGGAUAGGCUCUAGUGGAGGUAGUGGCUUUGGAGAAGGAAUAGGCUCUAGUGGAGGAAGUGGCUUUGGGGAAGGAAUUGGCUCUAGUGGUGGUUCAGGUGUUGGCAUUGGAGAAGGAAGAGGAUCAGGGUAUGGCCAACCUAACUGCGGUCCAAUCGCAGGAGCCCCAGGUAGCGGAUUUGGUGAAGGCAUUGGACGAGGUAGUGGUUCAGGUGAAGGGAUUGGUAUCGGUAUAGGAGGAAGUGGCUCUACUGGUGGUGUAGUUGUCCCUCCCAUAAAUGUACCAGGCACAACAAUCCCUCCCAUAACAGUACCAGGCACCCAUAUUCCCGGUUUUGUGAUUCCAGGAGUGACUGUUCCUGGUUAUGGUACUGGUGGAUGCCAGACCGGUGGGUGCACCCCAAGCGUGCCAUACUAUCAUCCACCUAUAUACCAACCACCAGAGUGUCCACAUUGUCCUCCUUACGUUGCAGGACAAGACAAACACAUGGUAGAUAAAGAAACCAUGACGGAAGCUCUUGCACCCAUGUCAAGCGAGAUGCACGCCUAAGCUAUUUAGUGACCAGAGAAACAGAGAGUCUAAGAAAGUCACUCAUAAUGAGAUUUAAAGUAUGUUUUGGUUUUGGUAAGCUUCAUGUUAAGUUGAAUAAUCCUCCUACUUUACCCAAGUAAAGUUCUGAAUAAGUGAAAUGUGGAGAAGAAAUAGUAUUUAUGUAAAGAAGCAGGCAACUGGAACUGUAUGUUGCAUUUUCAUGGAUGUAUCUUUGACAAUGAGUUUUUAAUAGGCCCCAAGCUUGUAUAAUAGUGUGUUAUUUUCUUAAAAUUUAAAAUAAAGAGUUAUUA